UCAUUUUUUACUGAGGGAAAACUUUCACAUGAAUGUAGGCUGAUGGGCAGGAGGAGAGGUGGGAGAUAAAGAAGGGAAGAGGAUGUUGGCGGAGCAAGACCUGUAGGGACACAAAGGGAUGGAGUCCAAUGUUGCAGCAGAGACAGGAGCCUUGGAUUAGAGGAAUGCCUUUCCCCUUUCUCCUGGGGAAAGGAGGGGUGUAGGUAUAAAGACAUAGAACUUGGUCUCCUUCUUGGGCAUUCUUCUUUGUCAAUCCCUCAAGUGCUGUGUUCCUCAAGGUUCUAACUUCAGUCCUCUUUUAACUUGACACAUUCAUUCACACCCAUGAGCACCUUUACUUUGAUAAAUGUCAAACCCACUUCCAAAGUAAUCUGUCUGCACAGAUUGCCUAGUAGAAGUUAAAACAUAUGUCCAGAACUAAAUUAUCUUGCCUAACAGAUUCCCUCAUGCAUUUCUAAUUUGCUGAGUAGCUCUACUGAGCCAUAAAGGAGUCACCUUCAAUUUUUCCCACUUCUUCACCUUCACUUUUGUUCAUCUCUCAGAGGUUCUGUCAGUUCUAUCUCCUGAGUAUUCUUGAAUCCAUCUCCUUGUUUUGGAACCAUAUUUGCCUCUCGGCCCUCAUUACUUCUCACCAGGAUUAUUGAAAAUGACUCCUAACUGAUUCCCCAGACUUCAGCCUUUUCCCUCUCAAAACCACCCUCCACAUUGCUGCUCAAGUAUUGUUCCUAAAACCAAAUACGAUUAUAUCACUCCCCUGCUUAAAAUCAUUUGAUGGCACCUGAUUACGUUAGAAUAAAGUCCAUACUCCUUAGCCUGGGGCCCUCUCUGGUAGGGCUUUUCCAUGAAUAUCUUCUCUUCCCCACAUAUCCCUGUGCUCCAGCUGUUCUGUACAUCACACUGUUUCCAGUCUAAGGUCUCCCUCUGCAGCUCCUCUUCCCACUCCCUGGAACCCAUUUUCCCCACUUUAUAACCUCUUCUGCACUUUGGGACUUCUCAAUUCCUCCUGAAGCCUUCCCCAAGCUCAGGCUAAUUUACAUCCCUUUACCAAACUACUUACCUGGCUGGAUUGGAAUCUUUUUCUUACCUGUCUCUGCCAUCAGACUUCAGGACAAGGACAAUGCCUAGUAUGUAGUUUUCAAUAAGCAUUUAAUUACUUAAGAAAGAGACAGGAAGUUGAAGGAGCUCAUAAGCCUGAUGGCCUCUCUAUGACACAUGCAGGAAGGUAAGAGUAGCAGGGGGUGAAUAGUGUGCAACUGGAGGAAAGGAUUAAAGGUUUAGAAUGGCUGCUAUGCAAAUAGCUGACUGGAGAGGGAAAAAAGGGUGACAAGGAGCUUUAAGGAACAGUUCUUUCAUGUCUUUCCUCAAUGCUAAAUACCAAGGUUGCAAAUACUUUAUAUUCGUUAGGAAAAUACUACUACCCACCAAAACUUAAUCAUGAGAUCACAUCCACUGGUAUUAGUAGAGUUCUGAAACUAGACAGGAUCCUAGAGAUUAUCUUGCCCAAUCCCUUCAUUCUUUGCAUGAGGAUACAGGCCCAGACAAGGCACUUUCUUAAAUUGCACAGCAAAUUAGUUCUAGAAAUAGAACCAAAACCCAAUUUGUCACUCAUUUUACUGCCUCAUGUUUCCAUUUACUUUGUUUCAAUUUUUCUAUGAUUUCAUUAUUUAUGUACUCAAAAGGACACUUGGGGAAAGCAAGGAGACUAUGUUCCUGUGAUGAUAAUAGAGAAGCAGCGGCAAUAGUGCUUAGACUUGUACUUCUCAGAGCUGAACCAAAGACCAUAAUUCGAAUGGGAAGCUUUGUCUACCAUACUCUUUGUAUUGGUGGAAUCACUUAUCUAUGUGCUACAGACAAUGCCAUGGAUAUUAUAACACCACCAGCAUUUCUUAAAAACGUUAGUGAUACAUUUCUGAGAAAUUCUUUGAUGUCACAAGAAUAUUUUUCUCCUUCAAAUACAGUUGCUGCAGAUUUUCAACAAGUAUUAGGAAAGUAUAUGGCCAAAGAAUCCCCCAAAACAAGAAAGAUUUCUAGGAGAAUAUGGUGGAAACACUUCAGAAAGAUUAUAAUCAUUGCUGUGGCAAUUCUCCUUUCAAUCAUCAUCAUUCAUUUAAGUGCAAAUGUAUUACCAACCUGACCUUCUUCUCCCAUCCCCAGCAGGUACCAAUAAAUUAUUACAUGUAAUUAUAGAGUUCUACAACUAUUAUGGGAGCAUUCUCUAGUGGCUGGAGGACUGGAGGAAAAGGGAGUUUGAUGUAUUUUCCUGUCCCUUGAUUCUUUUGUCUUUAUACCUCUUCAUUUCUCUAAUUCCUUUUUGUUUUCUUCCACUACUCCAACUGCUUCCCCAGCCUCUCUGCUCUUUGUUAAGAUUAAGAGCACAAACCCAAGAACACUGGAUCAGGCUGCCAAUGUUCAACUCCACUCUGCUAUAGGCCAUCCAGGUGACUUUGGAUGGUUAGACUGUGCCAGUUUCCAAACCUGUAGGAUGGAGCUAGUAAUAAUACCACAUGUAAAUGCUAUUUAAGUCUUAACUUAAUACAUUUAUGGCCCUGAUUAAAUCCCUAUCAUCUUACUCCUUACUCAGAAAUUACCUUGACCUUAAUAGUUCCUUAGAAAUAUGAGAAUCUUAACAUGAGUACCAUCCAGAGAUACACAUUCACCUCUUCUACAUAGUUUCAUUUGAAAU
Manis pentadactyla (Chinese pangolin) is the source of this 2683-nucleotide messenger RNA. RefSeq lists its product as uncharacterized. The record is from RefSeq and is a predicted model, not a curated record. Gene Ontology annotation, molecular function: SNAP receptor activity; SNARE binding. Gene Ontology annotation, biological process: vesicle fusion; exocytosis. Bases 1652 to 2134 code for a protein of 160 amino acids. Gene Ontology annotation, cellular component: SNARE complex. The transcript has 5 exons. NCBI's taxonomy places the organism in Eukaryota, Metazoa, Chordata, Mammalia, Pholidota, Manidae.